Molecule: messenger RNA, 2480 nt
Organism: Nelumbo nucifera (sacred lotus)
Lineage: Eukaryota; Viridiplantae; Streptophyta; Magnoliopsida; Proteales; Nelumbonaceae
Source: RefSeq, a predicted model, not a curated record
GUCCCAAGGUAAAAAAUAAUAAACAGCGUCUUCUUUUAAAAAAUAGCUUUUACAUUUUUAACAAAUAAUUGAUGGUUGAUUAGAUUAACGGCAGAAGGUAAAAAACAAUAACUAACGGUUGAUUAAUAGCAAACUUGACACUUUUUUGAAAAUUUAGAUACUGUAUUGACGUCUUAAAGUUGGGUACCAACUUGACACAAAGUUCAAGGUUAAAGUGGCAAUUUCCCUUCUAAAAAAAUUACUAGUUACCUCUGAUGCCUGAAGAGUGAUGACUGAUGAGUGGGUUUUACCCACCGACUCGCCGUGACCAAGCCGCCGAUGAACCUUCUACCAAUUCCGAUUUUUCCAUGGUUCCUUAUUCCUUGCCUUCUCCCCAAGAAACAAAGACGAAACAAGAGAAAAAAUAUAACAAGGCCAAGGUCAAUAAAGGCGAGGCGAAAAGCAAGAGUGGUGCCCAAGGAAUCGGUUCGACGGUUCUUAUAAGUGUAACUCAACGUUUCACUCGUUCGUCAGUCCCAAAACAGGAUGGCUCUUCCUCAGCUCCUCGGUCCACCGGAAAUCUAUCUAUCUACCUCUGCCGAUAAACCUACUCCGGCCACAUCCGGUGACCCCUUUAUUGAUUUACUGGUCGCUAACUUCAAUUAUACUGAUCUACCCGUCAAACCACCCGUGGGCUACACGGAGAACUUGUCUAGGACCUUCUUGUCCACCGGAAACCCCUGUCUGGACUUCUUUUUCCAUGUAGUUCCUGAUACCCCACUGGACAAUCUUACCCGCCGGCUAGAACUGGCUUGGGCGCACAAUCCAUUAACCACACUCAAGCUAAUCUGCAACCUGAGAGGUGUUAGAGGCACCGGGAAAUCAGACAAGGAGGGGUUCUAUGCUGCGGCUCUGUGGCUCUACAAGAACCACCCUAAAACCUUGGCUUGUAACGUGAGGUGGUUUGCCGAAUUUGGGUACUUCAAAGACUUGCCGGAAAUUCUUUUCCGGCUGCUUGAAGGUCUCGACGUCCGGAAAAAUGUAAAGGAUGAGAGAAUGGGAAGAGGGGUAUUGAGAAUUAAAGGUGGAAGACGUGCUAGAUUUCCGAGAAGAAGAUUGAAAUUCCAGAAGCAGAAGUGCAAAAACAAGUUCUCGGUGCCAAGAGAGGAGAGGGUUAAGAUAGAGAUGGCUAAGGCUAAGAUUGCGAAGGAGAAAGCGAGAGAGAUGAGAAAAGAGAGGAAUGCUUCCAAGGCGAGAAAAGCACUCGAAAGAUACAGCAGGGAUCCUGAUUAUAGAUUUUUACACGAUCGGAUAUCUGAUGUCUUUGCUGAGCUCUUGGUUCAAGACCUCAAGUUCUUGAAUUCAGGGGAGAUCAGUAAAAUCAGUCUUGCCGCGAAGUGGUGUCCGUCUUUGGAUUCAUCGUUCGAUCGAUCAACCCUUCUCUGUGAAAGCAUUGCAAGGAGAGUCUUCCCGUGCGAUUGCGACCCAGAAUACGAGGGAAUCGAGGAAGCUCACUAUGCUUACAGAGUCCGCGAUCGUCUGAGGAAACAAGUCCUUGUUCGUCUACGUAAAGCUCUUGAACUCCCGGAGGUUUACAUGAGUUCGAACARAUGGGACACGCUUCCGUACAACAGAGUGGCUUCUGUCGCCAUGAAAAACUACAAAGAGCUCUUCAUGAAACACGACUCAGAACGGUUCCAAAAGCAUCUCGAGAGCGUAAAGCGGGGAGAAGCGAAGAUUGCAGCAGGGGCAUUGCUUCCGCACGAAAUUAUAGCCUCCUUGGAGGACCCCUUCGGUGGUGAAGUUGCAGAGCUCCAAUGGAGGAGAAUGGUGGACGAUCUUACAAAGAAGGGGAAACUCAAGAACUGCCUCGCCGUCUGCGACGUUUCAGGUAGCAUGCACGGGAUCCCAAUGGAGGUCUGCGUGGCUCUUGGACUCCUAAUCUCAGAACUAAGCGAAGACCCAUGGAAGGGGAAGGUGAUCACUUUCAGCGAGAACCCCCAGCUUCACAAGAUCGAAGGAGACAAUCUGAGAUCGAAAACAGAGUUCGUGAGAAAGAUGGAUUGGGGGAUGAAUACAGAUUUCCAGAAGGUGUUUGACCUGAUAUUGAGAGUCGCCGUUAAUGGAAAACUGAGCGAAGAACAGAUGAUCAAAAGAGUUUUUGUGUUCAGUGACAUGGAGUUCGACCAAGCUUCAGAGAACCCUUGGGAAACAGAUUACGAGGCGAUCAGAAGGAAGUUUCGGGAGAAUGGGUAUGCAUGUGUGCCGGAGAUCGUAUUCUGGAACCUAAGGAAUUCGUUGGCGACUCCGGUGGCAGCGCAGCAGGAAGCGGUGGCUCUGGUGAGUGGGUUCUCGAAGAACUUGAUGACUGUGUUUCUGGAGAAAGGUGGGGUUUUGAACCCAGAAACGGUGAUGGAGCUAGCCAUCUCUGGCGAAGAAUAUAAGCCUCUCGUUGUACUUGAUUAACGGAAUUAUAAGCAAAAAUUAAAUAAUAAUAAUAA